Molecule: messenger RNA, 615 nt
Organism: Arthroderma uncinatum
Lineage: Eukaryota; Fungi; Ascomycota; Eurotiomycetes; Onygenales; Arthrodermataceae
Exons: 2
Coding region: 1-615 (204 amino acids)
Cellular component (GO): endoplasmic reticulum-Golgi intermediate compartment; extracellular exosome
Molecular function (GO): calcium ion binding
Source: RefSeq, a predicted model, not a curated record
AUGAUCAAAGCAAGGAGUAUACUGUUAACCGUCUUGGCGUUUACCCCCUUCAUCCACGCACACGAAAACCAUGGCGAGAAACAAGACUACUCGACCCUAGACUGGCCAACGAUGCAUAUGAUAGAGGAGCACCACAUCAAUUCAUUCGACGCGAGAUCCUUCUUUACACUACACGACUACGAUAAUUCAGGGGUAUGGACAACAGAUGAGGUCCGGCGAACGUACGGCCUAGAUGACGAGUCAAAUGCUGCUCUCACCGAAGAACGAAAACAACAAAUCCUCCGGGAGGUCUUCAACAUUUUCGACCCCCUAAAAACAGGGGUGAUUUCGGUUAACGACUAUGUACGGCUUUCGAAGGAGGGCAAAAAAUUGCCCGAUUUUGGGACUGGGCCAGGCCACCAUGGUGAUAUGGAGUACGAGUAUGAAAUCCACCAUUUCGAGAAAUACCAUGGGGAUGACGCAAAGGAAGAGGACUUGACGCACCCAGAGGAUAUUGAACACUUUAAGAAACACGAUAGAGAGUAUGCCGAAAGCUUGAGAUUGGACAAGCUGGAGAGCAUGGAUAUCGUGGUUGCCAAUAUUCCGGCCAAAUUUUUGAAGAGCCCGAGCCCAUAA